Messenger RNA from Anolis sagrei ordinatus, 1884 nucleotides. The record is from RefSeq and is a predicted model, not a curated record. Lineage: Eukaryota; Metazoa; Chordata; Lepidosauria; Squamata; Anolidae.
UUAGCGACGGGAGGAGGAGGAGGAGGCGGCGGGGAGAUCCCAACCGCGGCCUGUUCUCGUCCCGAGAGGAAUUUGACUGCAAGUCCUCCGUGAUCGAGACAGGCUUCACCGUUUCAAGUGGGUUUUUGGUUGCUGAGGUGAAGAUGGCAGAGGGGCUGUCCCGGAUCACAGGUCCCAUUCCCCCCGACCCCACCCUGUGCCCGGAUUACUACAGGCGCCCUCUCUCCGCCCGAGGGAGACUGGAAGGGAACUCUCUGAAGCUGGACCUGCUUCCCGGACCCAUUCCUCCAGAGUGCAGCCUGCACCCGACGUGUUACAGCGCUCGCCUCGCUCACCCUCCUCCCCGAAUCAAAGCCAAUGGCAAGGACAUUUGGGAGAGGGGUCAGCAGGGCACCGUGAGCGCUUUGCUGCAGCUGGACAGCAUCUCCUUCUCUCAGGAGCACACACCUCGACGAAGAGACCACAAGGACCACGAGAAGGAGAACCUGAAGCGCAUGAGGGAGAUUCAGAAGAAGUACCGAGAGAAAGAGCAGGCUCGGGAGCUCAACCAGCACAAGCCAGUCAAAGCCCUCUGGAAGUCCCAGAAAUACGAGAACGUGGAGUCCAAAGUGAAGAUGAAGUUGCAGGAAGGUCCUAUUUCCCCGAAUCCAGAGGCACAAAAAUACCUGAGAGCGUAUUCUCGCUGUGGCACAGGAAUCCACCCACGAAGGUCAGUGUCUCCAAACAAGACCCAGUCUGUGGGUAGAGCAGCUGCGCCAGAAGCACAAGGUGGUAAUGCCAAGGCCCAGGGAGGCAGCAAGGAGGUGGACUUUGUCAGCCACAAUGCCCAAAAUGCGAAGCGAGCUCAGUUGCGGCGCUCGCGCUCGUUGCAAUCGCUGACGGAAGUGCUGGAGCAGAGGCGCAAGGGGCAGGAGGAGUAUGACGCGAAGCAGAAGGGACACGUCCCCCGCUACCUGAUUGAGAGGAAGGAGCACUGGCGCAAGGAGGCGGAGGAGUACCAGCGCAGCAUGCCCGACCCUGCCAUGCCCCCUGGCCACGCCAUGAUGCCCGAGAGCCAGAGGCUGGACACACUCGACAAGUUGAAACAGAGCCAAGAGCAACUCCUGAAAGAUCUCUUGCUGCUUCCCGUGAGAGUCGACACUCUGAGUGUCCAAAACCGACGGGUUGCUCUAGAGAAGAAGCUGUCYCAGAUUGAAGAGGCGCUCAAGAUCUUCUCCCGGCCCAAAGUCUUCAUCAAGCUGGAUUCCUAGGCUGGGUCAGAAGGURCUCCCCUUCCCGACCUCCUUGUCUGAGCUGUAGUGGAGAGGAAGGGGGYAYYCCCCCCCCCCUUAUUCCUGAACUCAGCUAGAGUCUCUCUUUUACCUGAACACUCGUUAUUCCAGUGACUGAAACGUCAUUUGCUUACACUAGUGUCCACCUUUUUCUAAUGUAUUCCUCUCGCCAAGGGCUAGGAAGCCACAAAUGUCCAUCUCUAUAGGGGUGAAGAACAUCCAAGUUCUCUAGAUGGUGUUGAGCUCUCCUCAGUGGCAACCAGUGUGGCCACAGUCAGGGACCACAGGGGCAAAACUUCAGAAGCAAAUGGGUUAAGUUGACAGAAGCAAGCAAGGGGGUGGGGUGGAGACCCAAGGGAGAAUGUCCAUGGUCUCAGGAAUGUGACUCAAUGUUGGGAAAAUGUGGUAUCCUCAGCUUGACUGCCCGACAGCAGUAGUUUCACUUAGUGCCAAGAAAGAUCAGAACCCGUGCCCGGGGAAGCAAUUGCCCACAUUAUUAAAACUCUUGCUUUCAGGCCACGCAAGAGACAAACCGCUGGAUCUUAGAGGAGGAGUGCCUACAGUUCUACAUUGAGGGAUUGGGUGGUUUUAAAUAAAGCAGUUUGUAAGUAAA